This is a messenger RNA of Anoplophora glabripennis (Asian longhorned beetle), 1877 nucleotides long. RefSeq names its product ubiquitin carboxyl-terminal hydrolase MINDY-3 homolog. Gene Ontology annotation, molecular function: cysteine-type deubiquitinase activity; calcium ion binding; K48-linked deubiquitinase activity. Bases 93 to 1433 code for a protein of 446 amino acids. The transcript is spliced from 8 exons. Gene Ontology annotation, biological process: protein K48-linked deubiquitination. The record is from RefSeq and is a predicted model, not a curated record. Lineage: Eukaryota; Metazoa; Arthropoda; Insecta; Coleoptera; Cerambycidae.
UAGUGGAGAUGUCAAUUUAUUAUAACCUUAAAUAUUCAUAAAAUAUUGUAACAAAUUAUAAAUUUAAGAAGUUUGUGUGUAUUUACUUUGCAAUGGCGGAAACUUUACCUUCUGCCAUUGAGCAAGAGUUAUUAGGCAUCAAAAAUUUAUUAUGGGGGAGCGAGAUAAAGACAGACAUUUUCAAAAGGUGGUCACAAGGUUUCUAUUUCAGCGGUAAUGAAAAAAGUGCUUUGGAACAGUCGGAGGGAGGGCCCUGUGCAAUAAUUGCCCCCGUCCAAGCCUUCAUAAUAAAAAACCUGCUCCUAGAAUACAAAGAUCUAUCCUUUAGGGAAAAAGUCAACCUCGAAAUACAGAACCAUUUUCUGAUCAAUGCUCUCAGUGAAAUCUUGGGACAGUGUACCAGCCAAAAGUAUUACAUAGUUUAUUUAGAUAGUACGUUUAGUGAUUCCGUCAGUGCGUCUGAUUUUAAUGGGGACAAAAAUGACAAUUCCAUGCUCGGUUCCCCCAAGAGCCUCUAUUCCUCUCUAAUUACAGACCCCCUCAGGUUCCACGAAGAGUUGAGGGUGCAUUGUUUCCAUUGCAUGGACGACGUCGUCAAGUAUUAUUUCGAGAAUAUUGAGAAACUCAAAGCGCAGUACGGCGUCCUCCUGUUCUUGUAUUCUGUGAUAGCUUCCAAGGGUCUGGAACAAGUAAAAUCGGAAUCGGAGACCCAAGACCCUUUAAUAGACGAGACUUAUGGUUACGGUAGUCAAUCUCUUAUCAAUCUGAUGAUCACCGGGAGGGCGACAACCUACGUAUGGGACCACGACCAAGACGUCGGUGGAUUAAAGCUGCGGGGUAUCGAGAAGCAGAGCCAAAUAGGAUUCAUAACGAUAAUGGAGUAUCACAGGUUCUGCACCGUCGGGUCGUUUUACAAGAAUCCCAUCCAUCCAGUGUGGGUGGUCGCAUCGGAUACACAUCUAACAGUCCUUUUCAGUGACGAAAGGAAGCUCGUAAGUCCGGAGACGAAAAGCGAGCAGGCCCGGAGGGUGUUCAAGAGCUUCGACCCGGAAGGCAACAAUUUCAUCAGUUCUGAUAAACUCCAGGACGUCCUGCGUGCUCUCGAUCUCGUCAGCGAGUUGGAGUACGUAAAUAUAAUGAAGAAGAAGAUGGACGGGGAAAAUUUGGGAAUCAUUUUGUUGCACGCUUUCAUGGACGAAUUUUUUCCUAAGGAGGAGUCUUCCACUCCCGAUAUGUUUACGCUGAUACAUUACAAUGGUCUCGCCCAGAGCAACGUUAAAGGACAGGUGCAGUACCACAUCGGUUCGGCCAUCUUACUGGAGUCCGAUCUGAAAUCCGUGUGCGAAUCGAACCCCAUGCUGACCGUUCUCCAAACAAAGUGGCCAAACAUAGAAGUAAAUUGGUGCGACAACGUCACCCCAUCCCUGAACUGAUUCCCCCUUUUCGGUUUGUUUUCUCUCGUCAUCCUCCUAUUUAAUAUGCAUUUAUCCAUUACUAUAUUUGUUGCACGGACGUUACAAAAAACUGUGUACGUAUAUUUUGCGGAAUAUUUCAGAAACGUGUAAUUGUAUUUUGUUUUCAUUAAAUUUGUAUUGUCAGUCCCCGAAUCGCUUUCCGUCCUCGGACGGAAUGUGUAGAGGAAUUUUUUUUGUUUAAAUUGUCGCGCUUGUAAAUCCGACGUUCUAGGGCGUCUCCCCCCGUCAUUUGGCGUUUUCCAGACAAUGUAAUAAAUUGUAUAGGUGUUUAAAUGAUUCGAUAAACUUUGAUAACUUUUGUAAGUACAAAUUGUGUAAAAUAUGACGAAAAGAUAUUAGUUGAAUUAAAAUUUUGUUACUGUAUAUCAUGCUUGUAUUUUAAGCCAAAAUAAUUAAAACAUG